Messenger RNA from Neofelis nebulosa (Clouded leopard), 1606 nucleotides. RefSeq names its product transmembrane protein 230-like. The transcript has a single exon. Lineage: Eukaryota; Metazoa; Chordata; Mammalia; Carnivora; Felidae. Gene Ontology annotation, cellular component: synaptic vesicle; endomembrane system. The record is from RefSeq and is a predicted model, not a curated record. The coding region runs from base 50 to 481 and encodes 143 amino acids. Gene Ontology annotation, biological process: synaptic vesicle transport.
CGAGCCUCCACGUGUGGCAGCAGGACAGCUCUGCACGCCCCCUGCGGUUAUGCUUCCCACUCGCACCAACGUGGCUGCUGGGAUCCCCAGCAGCAAAGUGAAAUACUCAAAGCUCCCCAGCACUGACACUGGGCACAUUAACCGUCAGAAGGAAACUUCGCCUACUGAAGCUAGCUUUAAAUCGAAAAGAUGUCCAGUGAGAUCUCACUUAGUAAAGUUUAAGAAAAACUCUACGAGGAUUCCUUAUAAGGCCAUUGCCUGUGCCACCGCGCAGUUUUUGAUUGGCGCCUUUCUCGUUGUCACGGGUUGCCUCCUGCUGGCAGGCUACAUCAGCAAAGUGGGCGCCAACCGGGCUGUUGCCGUUCUGAUUGUUGGCAUCCUGGUGUUUCUGCCUGGGUUUUACCACUUGCUCAUCGCUUACAGAGCGCACCGAGGCUGCCAGGGCUGCUCCUACAGUGACCUUCCAGACUGUGAUGACUAGCGCCCCCUACAGCCAGGAGAAGAGUCACAGAUGGGGCUGAGCGGAGCUUUAAGGCGUUUGGCAGAGGCUGUGGACCUCUAUGCCUAAGGAUUAAGGAAUUCUGAAGCUUUGUAGAUACUUAGCAAAACUAUGGCCAGAUUGUAUCAAUUCGUCCCCAAAAUGUUUACAAUUAGCCAAAUAGGAAGCUGGGAAAUGCUCCAUUUUUAUGUUCCUGGCCCUGGCUAAAACUCCCGACAAAAUUUUCCACAUGUAUAGUGGAAGAAUAGCAAUGGUAAUUGUAUGGGGAAGUGAAAAGUUAUUUUGUAGGGCAAAAUGUUGACACCACCCUAUUUAGAGCCGAACAUUUCUUUUAAACAGUCCUCAUUGGUAAUUUUAUCUUGUGGCAAAUGGAAAAAUGCAGUAUGUCUGAUUUCAUAUUACUAAGUAAUUUACUUGGAAAAUUUCUGAGUAUUUUAUCCCCCAUGCUUAUCUCCACCUCUGUAACCUAUGGAUACCUUGGUAAAACCAAGUAUCAACUUAGGAAAAAUAAAGAGCAAUACAGUUGUGUUGUGUGCAACUUUAGAGUCAGAAGUGGUUUUAAACCCCAGAUGCCAACGUUUUUAACUGUAUGACCUUGGACAAAUUAUCUUAAUACUCAGAGUUUGGGACCAUAAUUCCUACUGCUCUGGGUGUCCGUAUGGGUCAAAUAUAGUAUUUAUAUCAACAUGGCACAUAAGUGUUCCCCAAAGUGUUAAUUCCUCACUGUCAAAUAGGGUUUUAUAGAAGACGGCACAUGAAAUUAACUAAAGCCAUAGGUGAAGUGCUUCCAUCCCCUUCAGGCUAACCUAGGAAAGUUGGCCACCCAAGAGAAUGAGACUGCUAAUCUGUAAUCUUGGUUUAAAUCAGGGCACUGGGUUGCUUUCUAUAUGAGCCUUUUCCUCUUGAGUCCUAUGUAGGAAUAGGGCAGAUCAAGGAUUUGUGUCACCUAAGGCUUAUGCAAUUUGAAGGGCUCUCUUAAGAAAAGAGAAUUCAAAAAUAUGAAUUAGAAAUUAAGUGCAGGGCAUAACAAAGGGCCUAUAUUAAGUAUCAUCAACUUCAUGGUAAACCUGGCACUCAUAGAGAAGGUAAAUAAAGGAUCUAUAGAAA